Molecule: messenger RNA, 1029 nt
Organism: Metarhizium album ARSEF 1941
Lineage: Eukaryota; Fungi; Ascomycota; Sordariomycetes; Hypocreales; Clavicipitaceae
Exons: 2
Coding region: 1-1029 (342 amino acids)
Source: RefSeq, a predicted model, not a curated record
AUGCCCGAGGCAGGCAACGACCUCAAGCCUCCCAAGCCUCGACGUCCGCCCCCCAAGGACGACAAUAUUUUUUCCCGUCAAGUCCGUUUCGACGAUUCCAACCCCAAGACAAGGCCGGGGUCAGCUGCCAACAGCAACGUCAACAACCCGGACCAAGCCCCCAAGAACACGCAGCCCGACUCCCACCCGCAGGUCGGUCAACCGGCUCUGCCAAACCUCAACCGUCCGCCUUCUGGCCAGUGGUACACAGCUGCCGACCCGACGCGCAGUGUAAAUCUAGCCGGGUCCCAGCAGGUCUAUGCAUCUUUCCCCCAUCAAAACCCUCACGUCCAAUUCCAACCGCAAGCUGUUGCCCAGGGCCUGCCGUACCGUCCUCCCCCCAACAUGGGCGACUAUCAGAAUUGCGUGCCUCCCCCUACGGGAGUGAACUUCCAGCCUCCAGCGCCGGAUACCACGUUUGGGCCGAUGCCGCACCUUUACGUGCCUAGGUUUGAUGCUGGGCCGGUAUACGGCGGCGGCGUUGUUCAUCAACCAGUGUCAGCCGCCCCUCAAAGCUACGUCGUCCAGCCCGGCAUGGUGCCCAUGGCCCAGCAGCCUGUCAUGGUCAACGCUCAGGCGUACGUCCACAUGUGUGCCCCGGGCAUACCAGCUCAGCCCGUCAUGAGUAGCGCCAACCUCCCAGCGCCCAUGAUGGCGGCGGCGGCGGCGGCUCCCGGAGCAUGCGCUCACAUGCCCAUCAUCCCAGGUAAUCCCCCUCCUCCUACUUGCGCGACCAUGCCCGAGGUGUCUGGCAUGGGCCGUACACCCAACGAGGAAAUGCUCCGCCAGGUUGAGUUUGCCUACAGCAACCGCUUGUUCGAGCCGCAGGAUUUUAAGCCUGCUGAUGAUGACCCUUCUCGUUUUUACUAUGUUCGUGAGGUUGACGGGAACUGGACCCAGCGCAAUCGUUUUACUAUUGAUCAUAUGGGUGAUUGCAGGUGGUAUGUCACUGAUGAAGGGUGGUUCUACGCAGUGAGGUUGCCGGAUUAG